UCAACUCUCGCACGUUUGUUUGUUUCUCCUCCUGAGAGAAAAUGGUGGGUACUCCGAGCAACAAGAGAGGUCAUGAUGACAACCUCACUCAAGACCACAGCAACAAAAUCAACACAAACGAUUCGGUGACAGUAGGGAAAGAGAAUGGAGGAGUUACCACUUGUGUUUCGGGAUACGAGCAGUCCCGGGAGCAAAGGAUCAAAGAUAACAAGGAGAAGAUGCAAAAGCUGGGCAUUUUCGAUCUCUCUCUCAAGCUUAAGCCCCGUAUUGUCAAGAAAACAGGCCGAAUUAAUGGUUCAUCUGAGAAGAAAUCUCAGAACCCAUUGCCGGAUUCCGCCCCCGCAAGGCGCUCUUCUAGAUUGGAGACCAUAAAACCUGUUAAUUACGCGGAGAAGCCUACCCAAAAGAAACGAGAGUCCUCAGGUAAUGCUGAAAUUGUUUUGAAAGAAGGGUCCAAGCCAGAAAUAUAUACAGAAGAGCAUGAAAAGCUUUUGGGUCAUAGUAAAACAAGUUGGAAUCUCUUUGUGGAUGGAUAUGGUGAGGAUGGGAAGCGGAUCUAUGAUCCAGUCAAGGGAGAGACAUGCCAUCAGUGCAGACAGAAAACUCUUGGGCAUCAUGCACACUGCAGUAAAUGCACAUUGGUUCAAGGGCAGUUUUGUGGAGAUUGCUUAUACAUGAGAUAUGGUGAGAAUGUCAUAGAAGUCAACCAGAACCCAGAAUGGAUUUGCCCUGUCUGUCGAGGUAUUUGCAACUGCAGUCUUUGCAGAAAGGCAAAAGGAUGGGCGCCAACCGGUGCUCUUUAUAAGAAGGUUGUAAGGCUGGGAUUUAAGUCUGUGGCUCAUUAUCUCAUCCAAACUCUUCGUACUCCAACUGGCGAGUCUGGCGUGAAAUUACUAGGGGCUGAAAGUUUCGAUUCUGAGGGUAAAGGUUCCCAGCUUUCGUUGCAACUCGAGUCUCAUUCAGCUGCAGAUGAGGAUUCUGAUGGAUUUCAGAAGCCUCAAGCAGCAAAGGUUGAUCGUGAAAUGGACGAUGAAAUGGAAGUACCGUGCUUGGACAGCAAGAAUAACGUUGGAUCUGAAGAAGAAAAUAACGAUAAUCCCAGUGGCAAUGAUGAUGUGUUACAACAAAAAGAGGGGGGACAUAGGUCUGAUGAAUGAUCAUAUGCUCGAAGCUGGCUUCCGUCAUCGCUGAACUUCAUGCUUGAAGUUUAAGAGGCCAGAUGACUCAUUUUGUGCGCUUGUGUCGAAAGGGGUCGAUCCUCUAUUUUGUACAGUAUAUAUAAUAGGAAACUUAUGGGUCUGCAAAUUUUGUCAGAGAUACUAGGCAGACUCUUCUUGUAUGGCUUGAGUAUUUUCCUUUUGUCCAAUGAGGACCACCAAACUUUGUGAUCAUAUGUGGAAGGAAAGUUGCAUUUUGAAACCCAUGUGAAAUUACUAAUCUUGUGACAAAAAAAGCCUUCUU
Messenger RNA from Tripterygium wilfordii, 1461 nucleotides. RefSeq names its product cell division cycle-associated protein 7-like. NCBI's taxonomy places the organism in Eukaryota, Viridiplantae, Streptophyta, Magnoliopsida, Celastrales, Celastraceae. Gene Ontology annotation, cellular component: nucleus. The coding region runs from base 42 to 1157 and encodes 371 amino acids. The transcript has 5 exons. The record is from RefSeq and is a predicted model, not a curated record. Gene Ontology annotation, biological process: regulation of DNA-templated transcription.